This is a messenger RNA of Pyricularia oryzae 70-15, 1168 nucleotides long. RefSeq lists its product as uncharacterized. Lineage: Eukaryota; Fungi; Ascomycota; Sordariomycetes; Magnaporthales; Pyriculariaceae. The coding region runs from base 105 to 893 and encodes 262 amino acids. The record is from RefSeq and is a predicted model, not a curated record. The transcript is spliced from 3 exons.
CACUUUUGAAGCCAAACAUUGCUCUGUUCUAAUCGCCAUCCCAUAUCCCUGAUUACUGGUCGAGUGCCUGUGUCAAUUAGUAGCAGAGUGAUUCGAUAGACGACAUGUCAGAUAUCAACCAGUCAGUCGGGAUACCUGUCACCUCGUACAACGAGGUCGUGCCGCCCGGAUAUGAGAACCUACCACCCAUGACUAUGACAGUUGAGGGCCAGGAGAUUCACGCCGUGAAGCCAGGGGCACAACUGCUAUACCGGCUGAGCCUGGGGAUAACCACUCUUUCGGAAAUAACCACCGAGGUGCAGCUAUCGCGAAUCGAGCCCACCAAGAGCGGUUCCGAGCGCCAACGCCGCAUAUACGACCUGAAGCACAUGCGGCGGACCCCUGGUGGGUUUGAAAAGGUGCCGGCAGAGUCGCCGCGGUAUUAUAUUCAGCGCGCCAGCAGGCUCGUCCCGGGGCACGCGGCGGUGGGGAUCAAAAAGAAGCGGUCCUUGAUGGGCGGAAAGGCGGAACAGGUCACCGCCGUCCCCGUCGACCUCUCGGGCAAGGCCAGCAAAUUCGGCAUCCCGACCUUUGUUAAAGAUUCCGAAUCCAUUUUCACGUUAAAAGGGCUCGAGUGGGUAAGCGCCGCAGGCAAUUCCGUUGCCGUCAUGUACGACGGCAACAAAGAAGACAAGGCUCAUAGCUUGGUCGUGACGGCAUCGCUGCCCCGCGCGCAGUUUGAGAUACUCGUGGCCCUGUGGUGCUGUCAUGUUUGGGAGUUUAGCGUUACCAAUGCCGAAAAGAUUCACGAGGGGUCUGCUGGAUUGGCAAGGAAGCUGAGGCAAGGUGAGGAGUUUGGAUACAGAUGGAUGUCAGGACCAGCGGGAGGCGGGGGAGCUAGUGGGAUGUUCUGAAUCGGCAGUCUGGUCCAGGACCGACACCUUGGGCAAUAAAUUUGACAUGCCGGGUUCAUAAAUGCAAGACGAGGCUCAGUUUGUAGUCGGGGAUGUACGAGUACGAGUGAGCGGUUAAAGUUGAUAGGAUGCUACAAGCUGACCAGGCCAGAAAUAGUUUGUUUGAGAGAGUAAAGUAGGUAAUUAAUUGGUCGUGGGCCUAGAACUAGAUAGCUCUAAAAUAUGUGCAGUUUGUCAACAAUGUUGCUGGGUAAGGUGAUAUUCCUCAAACAACC